GUGAUCCCUGCAAAUCAGGACGGUCCAUCCGUCCCGGUCCCAUCACCUCCCCUCCUAUAUAUACCCCCUUCCUACCCUCCUCUCGUUACCAUAUACCAUCACCACAACCUGAUUUAAGCCAUCGAUCGAUCACCGAUGUCGGAGGAGAAGCACCACCACCACCACCACUUCCACCACGACAAGGAGGAAAAGCCCGUGGAGUACUCGGAGACGGCCUACUCCACCGGAAGCGGCUACGGCGAAGGCGGCUACGGCGGCGAAGGCGGGUACGGCGCCGGGUACGGCGCCGGGUACGGCGGCCAAGGCGGGUACAACGCCGGCUACGCCCAGACAACGGAGGUGGUCUCGGAGUCCAACGAGGGGAGGUACGAGGAUUAUGAGAAGGAGGAGAAGCACCACAAGCAGAAGGAGCAUCUCGGCGAGAUGGGCGCGAUAGCCGCCGGCGCCUUUGGUCUGUAUGAGAAGCAUGAGGCCAAGAAGGAUCCGGAGCAUGCACACAGGCAUAAGAUAGAGGAGGAGGUGGCUGCGGCCGUGGCGGUGGGCAGCGGAGGGUAUGCCUUCCAUGAGCACCAUGAGAAGAAGGAAGCCAAGGAGGAAGCUGAGGAAUCUCAUGGGAAGAAGCAUCAUCACCUCUUCUAGAGUGGAUGGAACUUUCCUUUCCCCAUAUCUAUAUAUCUUCCCUUUCUGUUUCUAUAUUAUGUAAGCGUGACAUGGUUUGACAUGGUGUUUAGGGUGAUGUAUUUGGGUCUGACAGCCUGACACCCAAAUAAGUGCCGGUUUGUUCUGGCCUUGUGAUGUUGGCUCUAUAUAUUUUGGUGGUGUGAAGAUUUCCUUUCCUUUCCAAAGUUUCUUGCGUUCAAACUGAGGCGGUGCUUUGUUUUAGUACUGAUGCAACUAAAGUAUAAAAUGUAACGACACCAUGGCCUCACUAUUUGCAGA
Phoenix dactylifera (date palm) is the source of this 939-nucleotide messenger RNA. RefSeq lists its product as uncharacterized. Lineage: Eukaryota; Viridiplantae; Streptophyta; Magnoliopsida; Arecales; Arecaceae. The record is from RefSeq and is a predicted model, not a curated record.